Homarus americanus (American lobster) is the source of this 1216-nucleotide messenger RNA. RefSeq names its product C-factor-like. The coding region runs from base 271 to 1053 and encodes 260 amino acids. The transcript has 7 exons. The record is from RefSeq and is a predicted model, not a curated record. NCBI's taxonomy places the organism in Eukaryota, Metazoa, Arthropoda, Malacostraca, Decapoda, Nephropidae.
CACUUUCGGUGUACGUUAAUUAAUCUUCUGUUAUAUCACACAGGCUCAAUAGAACAUUACUAUCCGGAGACACUUGUUUAAUGUCAAGAUACACACUGAGAAACCCAGCCUAGUGUAGGGUAGACACUGUGCUGUAUAUAGUGAAAAAAGUUACUUAAUCAGAAAAAAAGACACAGCUAAGUUGCAGAUCAGAAACUGAAUUCAAGGACCUACAUUGUCUACGUAUGACUAGAAGUAAAAAAAAUAAAGACUGAUAUAGAUGUGAAAACAAUGCCGACAGCACUUAUUCAGGGAGCAAGUCGAGGCAUUGGUCUACAAUUUUGCCGUUCCCUGGUUCACCGAGGUACUACUGUAGUUGCUUGUUGCAGAAACCCCUCCAGUGCAGAAUCCCUGAAGAAUCUUCAGGGACAAUAUCCUGACCUAGUGGAUGUUGUACAGCUGGAUGUCACAGAUGAGGCAGCCAUACAGCGUGCGGCUCAGCAUGUACACAAUGUUCAUGCCAGCAGACUUGAACUACUUAUCAACUGUAGUGGUAUCCUAAGUCCAACAGGAAGAGGUGAAACUCGUUUAAAGGAUGUUACAUUGAAGGGAUUGGAAGAGACAUUAGCUGUUAACACCCUUGGGCCACUGAUGAUGGCAAAACACUUCAGUCAACACCUGAUGGCUGGUGCAGGGACUAUUGGCCACCAGACAGAUGAUCCCAAGCAACACCAUGCUGCAGUUCUCGUCAACAUGUCGGCAAGAGUUGGAUCAAUAAGGGAUAAUGAGUUGGGAGGAUGGUACAGCUACAGAAUGUCAAAAUCUGCCCUCAACAUGGCCACUAAAAACCUCAGUAUAGAACUGGGUAGAGGAAAGAGGAAAGUUAUCUGUGUGGCUCUCCAUCCAGGAACAGUGAAUACAGACCUGUCUCGGCCUUAUCACAAGAAUGUGCCAGAGGGUAGCCUCUUUUCACCAACACAUUCAGUAAACUAUCUCUUGACAAUCAUUGAUAAACUAAGUAUUACAGAUACUGGUAAAUAUUAUGCCUGGAAUGGCACUGAGAUUCCAUAUUAAUUCAUUUAGUACAUACUGUACUAAGUUGUCUCUGCUGAAGACAGACAGAUUUACAGAAGUAAUAUUUGCAGUACUGUAAUUAAAAGUAAAUUCAUCAUUCAACAAACAUCAGAUUCAAGAAAUUUGUAAUGAAAACUAAAUGAGUCAUGUCCUCAUGAAACAA